UUGGAUUAUGUCGUUUACGGUUUACUUUGUUUGUUGUUCUUUCUAACUAAAUAGUUGUAUUUCGUCAGAUCAGAGGGCUGCCACGAUAUGGGAAUGCAUUUUCAAAAGGUAAUCUGUGUUGGCGCCAUUGUUAUUGGUUGCUUCUCGACAUUGCUGAUUAUUGUUUGCAAAUUGCUUGGGGAAAAUAUUUCCAAUGUGUUGUUACUUGAGGAUAAAGAGUUUGAGUUCGAUUAUGUGAUUGUGGGUGCCGGGACAGCUGGUUCCACGCUUACAUCUCUACUGACGAAACACAGCAAUGGCAGCGUGUUGCUGAUUGAGGCCGGCGGCUCAUUUGGCUUCCUUAGUCGAAUACCACUACUGACAACAUUUCAACAAAAGGGCACCAAUGACUGGUCGUUUCUGUCGGUCCCCCAGAAGCACUCGUCAAAGGGUCUGAUCGAGCAGCGUCAGUGUCUGCCUCGCGGCAAGGGGCUGGGUGGAUCGGCUAAUCUAAACUAUAUGUUGCAUUUUGAUGGACAUGGUCCUGACUUUGACGCCUGGCACAAGCUGCACAACCUAAGCAAUUGGAGCUGGACCGACAUACGUCCUUUUUUGGCUGCUGCAAAGCCCAAGCCAGGGGAUCUUUUUGAAGUGCCACGUAGCUAUUCCACGUUAACGCAAGCGCUGGACGAAUCUGAAGCAGAAUUUUCGCAUAAGCCCUGGCAUUUUCGGCGCUCUGUUUAUAACAUAAAGAACGGACUGCGGCACUCUGUGCUGCAGCAAUUCCUGUUGCCUGUACUCAACAGCGUGAAUCUUCGUCUACUGCCUCAGGCUCUGGUAAAAGGCAUUAAGCUGUCUUCAACAUCCAAUCCAAAAGCCAGCUCUGUUGUGGUAGGUGUCAAAGACGAGCACAGCAAGGAGUUGGAGUUCCAUAUUAAAGUGCGACGUGAAUUGUUGCUCUGUGCAGGCGCCUAUCAAACUCCGCAACUGCUUUUAGCCUCCGGAAUCGGUGACAGCACAAAAUUAACCCAGCUGGGUCUGCAAGUGCAACAUCAUUUGCCACUGGUGGGUCAGGGCCUGCAUGAUCACUUUAAUGUGCCACUAUUUGUCUCAAUAGAUACCAUCGGACCUACUCUUAACCAGCGUAUGUUGCUUAGUCCUAUGAAUCUGUUUAAAUAUUUAAGUACCGGCUCUGGAGCCUUCGGAAACUUUGGAGUUCUCGGACAUGUGGCUGGCUAUGAGGAACAGACACCCUUCGGUAUCACGUUCUUUGGCGCCGGCGCCAUAGAUGAAAGUGCCUUCAUGUCUAUUUCCAACUUCAAACGUUCGGCAUUUCGUGCACUUUUUCCACGCUAUCAUAAUGCUUCACAGGAGGGUUUUAUUUUCAUAUCCAGCUGCUUACAGCCAAAAUCUAGAGGGUUUGUUUCACUGCAGCACAAGUCUAUGCGCAGAAAUCCCCUUAUUGAUCCGAACUAUUUAAGCAACAAGCAGGAUGUGGCCUGCACCAUUGCGGCCAUAAGAAAUGCUGUAAAGGUUGUCACAUCCUCCGCUUUUGCUGAAUUAAGACCGCGUAUUCAUUGGCCCAAGCUGCAGGAAUGCGCCAAUUUCGGACCAUUUGAAAGAGAUUUUGUGAAACAGCAGCCCUCGGAUAAUUAUCUGGAGUGUCUUAUGCGUCACAUAGGUCUGGGAUCACAUCAUCCAGGCGGCAGUUGUGCUUUGGGUAGCGUUGUCGACUCUCAGCUUAAAUUAUAUGGCCUUGCAAAUGUGCGUGUUGUCGAUGCCAGUGUAUUGCCCCGACCCAUUUCCGGCAAUCCCAAUACUGUUAUUACAGCUAUUGCUAUGCGCGCAGCCACGUGGAUACUGAAGAAUGAGCUACAAGACAGUUAAAUUAAUAUAAAUUAGCCUUGUUGAUAUAACGAGUCGACGGUUAUCAACAUUUUUGUUAUUUUAAUGUCCUU
Drosophila novamexicana is the source of this 1937-nucleotide messenger RNA. It is a transcript of the gene ninaG, whose product is annotated as neither inactivation nor afterpotential protein G. Gene Ontology annotation, molecular function: oxidoreductase activity, acting on CH-OH group of donors; flavin adenine dinucleotide binding. The transcript has 5 exons. Lineage: Eukaryota; Metazoa; Arthropoda; Insecta; Diptera; Drosophilidae. The record is from RefSeq and is a predicted model, not a curated record. Bases 88 to 1866 code for a protein of 592 amino acids.